This is a messenger RNA of Panicum virgatum (switchgrass), 614 nucleotides long. Its product is annotated as protein TWIN SISTER of FT-like. The record is from RefSeq and is a predicted model, not a curated record. Lineage: Eukaryota; Viridiplantae; Streptophyta; Magnoliopsida; Poales; Poaceae. The transcript has 3 exons. Bases 1 to 534 code for a protein of 177 amino acids.
AUGAGCGCUUCGAGGGAUCCGCUCGUGGUCGGAAGCGUCGUCGGCGACAUCGUGGACUACUUCCCGGCGACGGCGCUGCUCCGGGUGCUCUACGGCGGGCGCGAGAUGACCUGCGGGUCGGAGCUGAGGCCGUCGCAGGUGGCGAGCGAGCCGGCGGUGCACAUCACCGGCGGAGGCCGCGACGGCAGGGCACUCUACACGCUCGUGAUGGUGGACCCUGACUCGCCUAGCCCAAGCAACCCUUCCAACCGGGAGUACCUCCAUUGGUUGGUGACUGACAUACCAGAAGGAGCUGGUGCCAAUCAUGGAAACGAGGUGGUGGCGUACGAAAGCCCGCGGCCAACGGCGGGGAUCCACCGGUUCGUGUUCAUCGUGUUCCGGCAGGUGGUGCGGCAGGCAAUCGACGCGCCGGGGUGGCGCGCCAACUUCAACACCAGGGACUUCGCCGCCUGCUACAGCCCUGGCGCCCCCGUCGCCGCCGCCUACUUCAACUGCCAGAGGGAGGGCGGCUGCGGUGGCCGGAGGUACCGGUGAUUGAUGAACAGCUGAUGAUGAUGCAGCAUGGUCAAAGAGGAAGCAUGCACUUACCAUGAUUAAUUCUUCGUUGUUGCAUU